Messenger RNA from Amorphotheca resinae ATCC 22711, 758 nucleotides. RefSeq lists its product as hypothetical. NCBI's taxonomy places the organism in Eukaryota, Fungi, Ascomycota, Leotiomycetes, Helotiales, Amorphothecaceae. The transcript is spliced from 2 exons. The record is from RefSeq and is a predicted model, not a curated record. Bases 46 to 684 code for a protein of 212 amino acids.
ACGAGAUCAGGUGGUUCGAGCGUUAUUAGGGCGACAUCAAUCCUCAUGGACCCCCUUUACGCCCCCCCUUCCGAAGUGGAGGUUUUGGACUGGUUCUCCGGUUACAGUGCUGCUUUCUCUCAAGACCAAAACGAAGAACAGAUGGUGAAAGAAGUCAGCAAUCUCUACAGGCAUGUCUUCGAGUGUUUUAAGAGGUCCCGUGAGACAGCCGGAAGGACAUCAUCUCAAGUACACGAAGAUCUACGCGUGUUUGGUUUCGACUAUUACGACUUGAAGGCUGAAACGCCUAUUCGCUUUUACUCCAAGCUUCGUGUUCCUGCGCAAUAUAGGCCGCCUCCAACCUCAGGGCAAGAAUUUGGAGAAGACACACAAGUGAUUUGGCCUAAGCACGAGAGGCGCAGAUGGCUUGCAUCUUACCUUCGCAACUCUUCUGCGCAUGGAACAACGCACGUUAGCAACGGGGUUGUAAGCAUUGAGAAUAGAAGAAACGGAGAACUUGUCCCAAAUUUCCGCAUCUUCCUUCCCGUGAGGGAAUAUGUUAGGUUGAUAGCACUUUCCUUGCAGUCUCUUGUUACACAUGUUGUGCAGAGAUCUCCUACCAUGAAUCAAUUGGGGCGUUUGGCGUUGUAUCCAUAUGGCGAGCUGGUUGGAUUUUUCCGUCGCUUUUUAGAGGACCUUCCUUAAGUUUCAAAUGACUUCUUUGUAACGUCUAGAUCAGAAAUAUCUGGCGUUCUACCUAGGUAGGUAGUUCUGGCAGG